AGUCGCGAUGACCGGCUGCGCGGGCGCACGAGUCGAGGGCAACCACGCGCAGUAUGAAUCGUGCUGCAGUCUCGAGCGCGCGCAACACACGAGCCUCUUUGCCAAUAAUUUAAGGAAUCGCGGGCGCAAAUGCCGAGUCCCGAGUGUAAUGUGGAUGUGGAUCUAGGUGAACCGCCGCCAGAAGUACUAGAGUAUGCGCGUACGCACUGUGGCGAAGACCCCAACACGCGACUGAAGGCCAUCUAUGAACUCAGGGACAUGAUCUAUGAGAGAGGCGAAUGCACUCCGCACCGCAUGGAUGACAAGUUUUUGGUUAAGUUUCUGCGCGCGCGCAAUUUCAUACCCGCAAAAGCGCAUAGACUGAUGGUAAACUACUACCAAUUCAAAGAAAAUAACCCCGAUUUCUUUGACAACAUAUAUCCUCUGGAUCUCCAACAAAUCGGGGAAGCCAACAUUAUUGCAGUACCACCUUACCGCGAUCAAAACGACCGAAGACUGAUUAUGUUUAGAAUCGGUUGCUGGGAUCCAAAAGAAAUAUCCGUACCAGAUAUGUUCAAGGGAAUGAUACUGGCACUGGAGGUCGGUUCCUUCGAGCCACGUACUCAGAUUCUUGGCGGUGUGGCGAUUGUUGACCUAGAGGACAUCGGGACACAACACGCCUGGCAGGCAACGCCUGCUGUUGCCGCGAAAAUCGUUAAAAUGCUAGUGACCAGUUUCCCGAUGGUGACAUACGCUAUUCACAUCAUAAACCAUUCCUGGAUUUUCGACAAAAUCUACAGCAUUUUCAAGCCGUUUCUCACCACGGAUAUGCAGUCGAAAAUCUACUUUCACGGCUAUGACGUCACAUCGCUACAUAGAUACGUUCACCCUGAACACUUGCCGAAGAGAUACGGAGGUAUAUGGCAGGACUAUCCUUAUACAAUUUGGCUUGAAUGUCUAAGGAAUAAUUAUGAAUUAGCCAAAGAAAUACUGGCCAGCGGGUACAAGUUACGAGAGAAUGAAAUCAGUCCGGAACUUUUGAGACGCCUGAACGAGAAUGGAAUAAAGUUAUCGUAAGAAUAUAAAAAUAACUUAGUUUAAGAACAUUAAAAAAAUAAUAAUUUCUCAUUGAUAAAUGUACUUUAAUUAUUGUUUUUUUAAACAACAUGUGAGUAUUUUUUUUUAUGUUAGUAUACUUUUGUUUUACUUUCUUUGGCAAUUUUUGUCACUUUUCCACUGCACCAUUUUACUUUGAAACUAAUUCGUAUGUAGUUUUUCUUUAAUCAUGAUAAAUGUAAACAAGUAGAUUAGUUACUUUAGUAUACUUUAAUAUUUAAGUGAAAAGCGAUUCGUCAAAAACCUGUGAUAAAGUAUUUACAUUCAAUGUGAAUGAUUAAAACCCUGUAGACAUUACUUAAUAUAAAAAUCGUAAGACAUUUUAGAAUAAGAUUAUGGAAUAAGACUAAUUUGGUGAACAAAAUUGCCUUUAAUCAAAAGUGCUUUGUUUUCCAAACUACAAUUUACAAUAUGUUAUGUUUACACAAUUUAAU
This is a messenger RNA of Hyposmocoma kahamanoa, 1529 nucleotides long. RefSeq names its product alpha-tocopherol transfer protein-like. The coding region runs from base 130 to 1056 and encodes 308 amino acids. The transcript is spliced from 6 exons. Gene Ontology annotation, molecular function: phosphatidylinositol bisphosphate binding. The record is from RefSeq and is a predicted model, not a curated record. Gene Ontology annotation, cellular component: membrane. Lineage: Eukaryota; Metazoa; Arthropoda; Insecta; Lepidoptera; Cosmopterigidae.